AUGGAAACCUCAGGUGACACUCACCACACUUCGGCCGAUGAAAACGACCCCGUCGUCGUUCAAACGGAACCUUCGAGUUCUCUCGCCGGCGAGAAUGCUUCUGGAACCAAUAACACCAGAGAUCCCCUCGAGAAGAGGUCCGAUGUUUUGGCGAAAGGCUUGUCCUCGAUCCUCUCCUCCGUCAUUAGGGAUUUCGAUUUCAGAGCUCAACAAACUCUCAUGAGCCAAGAUCACCUCUCUUCCUCUAUCGAUCGUCUCACCGGAGAACUUGAUCAGUUACUCGAAGAUGCACCUUUACCGUUCAUAAUGCAACAUGCUGCCAAGAUAUCUAGUGUUAGGAAAAGAGUUUCAUCCUUGAAUUCACUUCUAAAAUCCAUACAAGGGCGGAUUGAUAAUAUAGAUCGCAUUAUGUCUACUGGCACUACUCAUGAAAAAGCAACCACUGAAGGUUCUGGGUGA
Lathyrus sativus (Indian pea) is the source of this 459-nucleotide messenger RNA. Lineage: Eukaryota; Viridiplantae; Streptophyta; Magnoliopsida; Fabales; Fabaceae. The record is from the annotation of a GenBank genome assembly.